Cebus imitator (Panamanian white-faced capuchin) is the source of this 2188-nucleotide messenger RNA. It is a transcript of the gene NPY5R, whose product is annotated as neuropeptide Y receptor Y5. Gene Ontology annotation, cellular component: neuron projection; plasma membrane. Gene Ontology annotation, molecular function: neuropeptide binding; neuropeptide Y receptor activity. The transcript has 3 exons. Gene Ontology annotation, biological process: G protein-coupled receptor signaling pathway. The record is from RefSeq and is a predicted model, not a curated record. Bases 243 to 1877 code for a protein of 544 amino acids. Lineage: Eukaryota; Metazoa; Chordata; Mammalia; Primates; Cebidae.
GAUAAAACCUGAGACUCGAAGCUUGCUCUCAGGAAUCCUAAACACUUAGAGGCACGGACACUCUCACACCAGUCCAAGACUUCUGAGUUCGGUACACAGGGCUGGGGGCUGGACCGGCAAAAUCGAUUUGCCCAUCAAGUUCACUUGGUCAGCCUGGGACCCGAGGCCAAGGUGAAGGGGCGACGACACCCAGGGCCCUGUCGCUUUUCCCUAGGGCCCCCAAACAGCGGCGCAGGGCUGAGAUGCCCUCGCCCCCGGCCCCAGGCUUCGGAAGAGCCUGGCGCGGAGCAGGCGCCCUGGAGCGGGGUCUCGGGGGGUCCCCGGAACAGUCACGUGUUCUCGAGACGCCUUUAAACCCCCGCCCUCUCUUCCCACCGCCGCCUCCAGGUCCUGCUCCUGCUGCCGCCGCCGCCGCGGGGUGCAGAAGCCGUCGCGCAGGGCAGCGCUCCCGGGACCCCAGGGCCUGCAUCCGUCGGGGCACCCCGAGGUCUGCUCAUUGUAUUUUUCAGAAAAAGGAAGGGAAAGGGCAGGACUAUAAUAUGGAUUUAGAGCUCAAUGAGUAUUAUAACAAGACACUUGCCACAGAGAAUAAUACUGCUGCCACUCGGAAUUCUGAUUUCCCAGUCUGGGAUGACUAUAAAAGCAGUGUAGAUGACUUACAGUAUUUUCUGAUUGGGCUCUACACAUUUGUAAGUCUUCUUGGCUUUAUGGGGAAUCUACUUAUUUUAAUGGCUCUCAUGAAAAAGCGUAAUCAGAAGACUACGGUAAACUUCCUCAUAGGAAAUCUGGCCUUUUCUGAUAUCUUGGUUGUGCUGUUUUGCUCACCUUUCACGCUGACCUCUGUCCUGCUAGAUCAGUGGAUGUUUGGCAAAGUCAUGUGCCAUAUUAUGCCUUUUCUUCAAUGUGUGUCAGUUUUGGUUUCAACUUUAAUUUUGAUAUCAAUUGCCAUUGUCAGGUAUCAUAUGAUAAAACAUCCUAUAUCUAAUAAUUUAACAGCAAACCAUGGCUAUUUUCUGAUAGCUACCGUCUGGACACUAGGUUUUGCAAUUUGUUCUCCCCUUCCAGUGUUUCACAGUCUUGUGGAACUUCAGGAAACAUUUGGUUCAGCAUUGCUGAGCAGCAGGUAUUUAUGUGUUGAGUCCUGGCCAUCUGAUUCAUACAGAAUUGCCUUUACUAUCUCUUUAUUGCUAGUUCAGUAUAUUUUGCCCUUAGUUUGUCUUACUGUAAGUCACACCAGUGUCUGCAGAAGUAUAAGCUGUGGAUUGUCCAACAAAGAAAACAGACUUGAAGAAAAUGAGAUGAUCAACUUAACUCUUCAUCCAUCCAAAAAGGGUGGGCCUCAGGUGAAACUCUCUGGCAGCCACAAAUGGAGUUAUUCAUUCAUCAAAAAACACAGAAGAAGAUAUAGUAAGAAGACAGCAUGUGUGUUACCUGCUCCAGAAAGACCUUCUCAAGAGACCCACUCCAGAAUACUUCCAGAAGACUUUGGCUCUGUAAGAAGUCAGCUCUCUUCAUCCAGUAAGUUCAUACCAAGGGUCCCCACUUGCUUUGAGAUAAAACCUGAAGAUAAUUCAGAUGUUCAUGAACUGAGAGUAAAACGUUCUGUUACAAGAAUAAAAAAGAGAUCUCGAAGUGUUUUCUACAGACUGACCAUACUGAUAUUAGUAUUUGCUGUUAGUUGGAUGCCACUACACCUUUUCCAUGUGGUAACUGAUUUCAAUGACAAUCUUAUUUCAAAUAGGCAUUUCAAGUUGGUGUAUUGCAUUUGUCAUUUGUUGGGCAUGAUGUCCUGUUGUCUUAAUCCAAUUCUAUAUGGAUUUCUUAAUAAUGGGAUUAAAGCUGAUUUAAUGUCCCUUAUACACUGUCUUCAUUUGUAAUAAUUCUCACUGUUUAUCAAGGAAAGAACAAAUGUUGAUGUCAUAUAAAAUAUAUUUAUAAUAACUAUUUAUGUAUAAUAAAUAUAAAUUCUGUUAACAUGGAAUUUAAUUUAUGUGAAAGAGUUCUGGAUUUGAAUAUCAGUUCAUAAUAUAUGGAAGACAAUUUUAUGUGUUGUAAUAGGAUUAAUUUAUUUAGUUGUGCAGCCAGUGUCAAUCCAAUGUAUAAUUUCAUUUUAGAAAGUAGUUGUAUUACCUUUCACUUCCACCUUGUCUUAUAAACAAAUGAAUUUUAUUUUUUGUUGAAACUAAAA